Messenger RNA from Chenopodium quinoa (quinoa), 2379 nucleotides. RefSeq names its product putative pentatricopeptide repeat-containing protein At1g12700, mitochondrial. NCBI's taxonomy places the organism in Eukaryota, Viridiplantae, Streptophyta, Magnoliopsida, Caryophyllales, Amaranthaceae. Gene Ontology annotation, molecular function: protein binding. Bases 324 to 1217 code for a protein of 297 amino acids. The transcript has a single exon. The record is from RefSeq and is a predicted model, not a curated record.
UAUGACCUCACAAGCAGCUAAGCUCUCUGAGAUUGCCUCCUCCAGCCCCUUUGACAACUUCCUCCAUAUAAUUUCGGGUCCAAGAACUAUGUUAGACUAUCCGUCUAAAGGGGUUGGAAACAGGAAUUUUGGCCAGUCAAGUAUAUUGGGCUACGUGUUAGUGUGUACUGACUACUGAGUUGUUUUUUUUAAUCUAAUCUAAUUGAUGCGAUAGUGACUCAGUGCCUUCUUUUUGUUCUUUGUUCAUAGUUGUAAUAGUUGUGUGAAUGGUCUAGGAAAGUUUAUGGCUGAUAUUGAAUAAAAGUUCCAAUUUAUCCAAAGACAUGUUUUGUAAUGAUGGUAAUGUUGAGGAAGCGGAAGCGAUUUUAAGACUCAUGACCGACAAAGGUGUAGCUCCUGACAUUAUUACUUACAGUGCUUUACUUGAUGGUUAUUGUUUGCGUGGUCAGAUGGAAGAUGCAGAAAAGCUACUUGAUAUCAUGGCCCAGAAUGGUUGUGAGACUAAUCUUGUAAGUUUGAGUACUAUGAUCAAUGGAUAUGUCAAACUCAAAAACAUUGACAAGGCUCUUACUAUAUUACAAAUUAUGUUUCAGAAAGGUAUAACACCAAAUGUUGUAACCUAUAGCACUCUUAUUGAUGGCUUGCGUAAAGCCAAUAGACUUGCACUUGCACUUGCACGGAAGUUUUUCACAGAUAUGCAAGCUCACGGAGUUGCUCCUAAUGUUGUCACAUAUAAUUCAUUACUAGAUGGCCUGUGCAAAAGUGCACAGCUGGGUGAGGCAGUGGCAUUACUUGAAGAGAUGGAGGAUAAACAUAUCAAGCCUACUACUGUAACUUACAAUAUCCUAAUGAACAGCUUGUGUGAGGCUGGGCAACUUGAAGAUGCUGCAAAUUUCUUCUCUGAUCUUGUAUCCAAGGGUCUGCAACCCAAUUGUAAGACAUACACUAUAAUGAUUAAAGGCUUCUGCAAGGAAGGGCUCAUGAGUGAAGCUGCUCACUUGUUAAGCAAAAUGCUGGAAAAUGGUAGCCCCCCUAAUGAUUGUACCUAUAAUACGAUCAUCCGAGGAUACAUUCUCAAUAAUGACAAUUCGAAUGCAUUAUACUAUCGCGACAUUAUGGUUAGCAAAGGAUUUGGAGUUGAUGCUGACACUUUCUCGUUGUUUGUUAGCAUUUUGCCUUCUGGUAACUUGUGUGACUCAUCAAAGGAUCAACUUUAAAACUUAUUCAUUGACUUGAGAUUAACUAUCUUUUUUAGGUAUCUUAUCUAUCUUUCUAUGAUGUAUGAUCUCUAAUAUGAAAUUAGUGGGCAUCAACUGAUUUUUUAUUUUAUUUUUUUUUAUACAUUCAAUUUAAGUCCAAUGCUCUGUAUUUGCUGAUUUAUCUGUAUUGUGACUAACAAAAGAAUUGAAGUGGAUUGCAACAUGAAAAAAAGGGAAUGCAAUAAACAGUGAUAAGCAACCAUUAACCUUUUUUUUUUUGGUUGGUAAUUCAGCCUUCAGUCUGUAACCCAUAUUGACAGUCCAUAUUAUGUCUCAAUGUGUGCUUGAUCUGCAUAGACUAUGUCAAAUAUAAUGUUCCAGAUUAUACUAUAAGAUAUACUUUUAGAAAGCAUGUACUACGUGCAUUGAUGACAGAAACAGAACAUAUUCUGAGUCUUGAUCUGAAAAGGUAUAGUUCACUUGUUGAUUGUUGAAUUCUUCACUCUUUGGGACUCUAAUUGAUAUGUAUGAGUAUGCUAUUCCAAUGUUUGCUCCUCACUUUUGUAAUUGUUUGAGCAAUGUCGACCCUAAAUUCUUUGUUUAGCAUCCCCUCCCUCCUUUGUUGCAGCUAUCACAGGAACUUUCAGCAGAAUAGGGAAGAGUAUACAAUAGGAACGUUAUGCUGGCUGAGAGGUCCUGAUGUUAUAUUAGUUUGUUUUAGCCUGACAUCAUAUUUUUUUUUUAUUUUUUUUUCUCUUUUAGUGUUGAAUAAAUUCCUUAACUAAAUACGCACACUCUUAGGUUAUUGUUUUGAAUUAUUUGAUCCCCUUCCAACCACCUCGUAUCCUUCAUCGCAGUGGCGGGACAUAGGUGGACUAUGAUUGUCAGUCAUAAUUCAGCCCAAUCACGAUGUCUGAUGAAUCUGAAUAUAAUGUCGAGAGGUGAGAUGAUAGUUGCACUACCGAUUUAGGGUGUUACUAGGUGUCUUGGUGAAUUAAUCCAUCAGUUUUGUAGAAAUUCAUACUUGAAAUUGAAACUAAUGUUUGGAAUUUUGAAUUAAGGUCAUGUUAGACUUGGUCUAGGCUAACAAGAUUUAUGUACCAAGUAUUGUAUUAAGUUGCUUAAUCUGUCAUUGUAAUAUAUACUCAGAAUGCUAAAAUGUGCUGAACAUGUUCCGCGG